UCAGGAGCUAGAGCCCGCGGGGAGCUUGGGAAUUGGGAUACCCCUACAUAACCAAGAUGCUGAGUACCUCCCUGAGCCCGCAGAACGCCACCUGGUCAGACACCGUCUCUCUGCUCUUGGCUCUUGGCAUUCCUCUCUACUUGGGCUACUACUGGGCAUGUGUGCCCCAGAGGCCUCGUCUGAUUGCUGGGCCUCAGUUCCUGGCCUUCCUGGAACAACACUGUCCAGUCACUGUGGAGACUUUCUACCCCACAUUGUGGUGUUUUGAGGGACGGCUACAAACCAUCUUUCGAGUCCUCCUGCAGUCUCAGGCUAAAGUCUCUUACCAGAGUGAAGUCCUCGAGACCGCCGAUGGAGGCCAAUUCCUUCUAGACUGGGCUGAGCAGCCUAAGAACAGUCUCUACCCAGACCCCACCACCCAGCCCAUAGUAUUGCUGCUUCCAGGCAUCAUCAGCAGUAGCCAGGAGCCGUACAUCUUACACCUAGUUGAUCAAGCUUUGAAAGAUGGCUACAGGGCUGUUGUAUUUAAUAACCGUGGCUGCAGAGGGGAAGAGCUGCUGACUCACAGGGCUUACUGUGCCAGCCACACUGAAGACCUAGAAACAGCUGUGAGGCACAUAAAGCGCCGCUACUCGCAAGCUCCGCUGCUGGCUGUGGGCAUCUCCUUUGGAGGGAUGCUGGUGCUGAACUACCUGGCACGGACCAAGAAGGCUGGAGGCCUGGCAGCAGGACUGACAAUAUCUGCAUGCUGGGACUCCUUUCAAACUGUUGACUCUCUGGAGACCCCGCUCAACUCACUGCUCUUCAACCGGCCCCUCACUGCUGAACUCUGCCGGCUCAUCGCCAGAAACAGAAAGACAAUUAGAAAGGUGUUGGAUGUAGACUUUGCCAUAAAGGCCCGCACAAUCCGCCAGCUGGAUGAGCGUUACACGUCUGUGGCUUUCGGGUAUAGAGACUGUGCAGCCUAUUACCAAGCCUCAAGCCCAAGAACCAAGGUAGAUGCCAUUCAUACCCCUGUUCUUUGCCUCAACGCAGCAGACGAUCCCUUCUCCCCAGCCCACGCCUUCCCUCUGCAGGCUGCUCAGAAGUCUCCCUACGUUGCACUGCUCAUCACGGCUCGGGGUGGCCACAUGGGCUUCCUAGAAGGGCUGCUUCCCCAGCAGCACAGCUACCUGAACCGUGUCCUGCAUCAGUAUGCCCGAGCCGUCUUCCAGCACUCCGGGGAGCUGCCUGACCUUGGGGCACUCACUUCUGAAGAUGGAAAGAGCUGACAAGAGA
Messenger RNA from Chionomys nivalis (European snow vole), 1278 nucleotides. It is a transcript of the gene Abhd1, whose product is annotated as abhydrolase domain containing 1. The transcript has 9 exons. Gene Ontology annotation, molecular function: monoacylglycerol lipase activity; acetylesterase activity. Lineage: Eukaryota; Metazoa; Chordata; Mammalia; Rodentia; Cricetidae. Gene Ontology annotation, biological process: medium-chain fatty acid catabolic process; medium-chain fatty acid biosynthetic process. The coding region runs from base 57 to 1271 and encodes 404 amino acids. The record is from RefSeq and is a predicted model, not a curated record.